Sorex fumeus (smoky shrew) is the source of this 2511-nucleotide messenger RNA. RefSeq names its product CDC42 effector protein 4 (gene CDC42EP4). The record is from RefSeq and is a predicted model, not a curated record. NCBI's taxonomy places the organism in Eukaryota, Metazoa, Chordata, Mammalia, Eulipotyphla, Soricidae. The transcript has 2 exons. The coding region runs from base 175 to 1299 and encodes 374 amino acids.
GACACAGUCGGCCGCAGACAUGGGCCGCCCGAGCCCGCGCCGCGCCGCGCCCCCCGCGCCGGGCGCCCGCGCCCCCCGGGACCCAGGCCUGUGACCACCUCACCCGCCGUCCCCGCCGAUCCCGCGUCUGAUUCCCGCGGGCCGGGCCUAGGACCCCCGCCACCACCCUCCACCAUGCCCAUCCUCAAGCAGCUGGUGUCCGGCUCGGUCCACUCCAAGCGCCGCUCACGGGUGGACCUGACGGCCGAGAUGAUCAGCGCCCCGCUGGGUGACUUCCGCCACACCAUGCACGUGGGCCGCGCGGGCGACGCCUUCGGGGACACGUCCUUCCUCAACAGCAAGGCCGGCGAGCUGGACGCCGAGUCGCUGGACGAGCCGCCGGCGGCCGCGGCCCCCGCCAAGCGCGGCCUGCUGUCCCGCAAGUUCCGGGGCAGCAAGCGGUCGCAGUCAGUGACCCGGGGCGAGCGCGAGCAGAGGGACGUGCUGGGCUCCCUGCGUGACUCGGCACUGUUCGUCAAGAACGCCAUGUCCCUGCCGCAGCUCAACGACAAGGAGGCGGCCGAGCGCGGGACCGGCAAGCUGCCCAAGAGCCUGUCCAACAGCCCCGUGAAGAAGGCGGGCGGCGAGGGCGGCCAGGAGGAGGUGGCGGCGGCGGCAGCAGUGGCCGCAGGGGCCCUCGACGGGGCGGCCCGCAGGAACGGGGCUGCCAGCCCGGGCCUGGCCGACGCCCUCCUGGAUGAGCAGGCCUUCGGGGACCUGACCGAGCUGCCUGUGGUGCCCAGGGCUGGCCACGGGCUGAAACACGCCGAGUCCGUGCUGUCCUUCCACAUCGACCUGGGCCCGUCCAUGCUGGGUGACGUCCUCAGCAUCAUGGACAAGGACGAGUGGGACCCGGAGGGGGAGGAGGAGGACGGCGGCUACCACGAUGGCGGCUACCGCGAGGAGGAGGACGAGGAGGAGGAGGACGCCGCGCCCCUGGGCCGGCCCCCCGGGCAUGCCCCGAUGGCCACCUUGGGGUCCCCUGCCCCAGCCAGGUCCGGGGGCCAGGCAGGCGGCCCUGACCGGCUCCCACCGCCCGCCCAGGCGGUGCAGGAGGAGGGGUGGGGGGCGGCGGCCCCCAGCCCCGGCUCGGCCCGCAGCCUGGGCAGCCGCACCACGCGGGACAGCAGCUCCCUGUCCAGCUGCACGUCGGGCAUCCUGGAGGAGCGCAGUCCGGCCAGCCGCGGCCCCCUCCCCCGGCAGCCCGACAAGGAAUUUUCCUUCAUGGACGAGGAGGAGGAAGACGAGAUCCGGGUGUGAGGCCCGCGGCCGCCCCCAAGUCCCCCACCACCGGCCACUUCCUGCCCCCUCCACCCUGCGGAAGGACAGAGUUGGCCACCCCUCGGGGGGCCCCGUGGAGGAGUUGGGGGCCCCCACAGCACGGGCCACUCUCCCCUCGUGCCCAGACAGGGGUCCCCUUCCCUCUCCUGCCCACCGGUCCCCCUCCCUGGCUUCCGAGGACCCUCGGGGGAAGGCGGGGGGGGGGGUGGGAGGAAGGGGGGUCGCCCUCCUGGAGCCCCCAUGGGCAUUAGGGACCCUUCACUGUACCCCCUCUUCGGGGAGGGGCGGGAACCAGACAGGAACAGAAGGGCCUGGACUUGGUGGGUUUUCCAGAAGGGCCCGGGGAGGGGGGGUGUCCAGGGAGCAGGCGGGCGCCUUCCACCCCCCACCCUGGUGGUUCGCCCUGUCCUUCCCUCGUAGGGCUCAGCCCUUUCAGAGCAAUACUGGGGACAGUUGAGAGCCGGGCACCAAGUCUUGGCCACGAGGUUUAGCUAGCAGGUAGCAGGCUCCUGUCGCCCUGUUGCAGGGGGGCCCGAGGACCCCCCAGAACCACCGUGCUCCUUAGGCGGGUCGACCUUUUAUUUGCAACUCGGGGGGGGGUGCCCGCCCCCAGCCGUCCGUAAAGGAGGUUGCUGGUCCUGAGUGUUUGGGAAAAUCAUUUAAAAAAAACAAAACAGAAACCCUGGCAGUUCCCGGGGAUGAGAGGGCCUUUGUGAGGGCCACCCGCCCCGCCAGCCUCCCCCCUGCCACUUCCUCCUCCCUUCCCAGGCCCCAGGGACGGGGUUCUGGCUUAGCAGCACAACAAAGCCCCUGUCCAGACGCAGGGGCCCCCUCGAAUGGCGACAGGGAGACUCUGGCUCUUCCCAACUGGACCGUGUCACCACCCCCUGGAAGCCCGCCCUCAGGGAGUGAGCAGAAGGGGGGGUGUGAGCUGGGGGGGGCUGCAAAUGGGAACCAGCUGGCCCUGUGGCUGGCCGACCACGUGACAGCGACCCCCCACCUCGUCCUGGAUCCCAGAGCCCCUCUGGGGCUCUCUCUGCACAGCCCCACUACGGUGGGGGGCGGGGCCAGACUCGGAAGGGGCGGGGUGGCCCCACCAGCUUCCCCCAAACCAGUUCCAGAUUCUGAACAGUGUAUAUUUUUUCAAAAUCUUGAUAAAACAGCAAAGAGACAUUAAAAAGCACUGUAGCA